AUGUGUUAUCUCUCGUUGAAAGAUUUCGAAAGCAGAGCGUAUGAAUAUGCGGAACACCACAAUCGGCAGCAAGCGAAUCCACUUUACCACUAUGCUGUAAGCUCCUGGGGGCAUCAUGCUCGCGAGGCUUCGAUGACAAUGGAUCACUCGAUUAUACAUUUUCUACAAGCCGAGGCCAAAGUCUCCAGCAUCAGCCAAGCUUUGAUGGUGUCUCAGGACUACUUCAACAGCCUAGAUCUCGGGGGGAAAACAUGUGUGCAUAUCGGGACACUCUUUGGUUUAAAGGAAGUUGUCGUGGAUCUACUCAGCAAUGGGGAUACUCCGGAUCCUAGAGACUCUGACGGAAAGACACCACUGCUGUAUGCGGCAGCACACGGUUACAAUGCGUUAGUUGACCUGUUGCUUACAACGUACGGUGUUGAUCCAGACGCCGAGGCCACAAGACCUCCAUAUGAUAAAGGACGCACACCACUGUCGUUUGCGGCAGAAAUGGGCAAGGAGGCAGUGGUAAAACUGCUACUCGCGCGGCAGGAUGUUAACCCCAAUUCUAAGAACACUGCAUCCAGUUGGACUCCGCUAGGUUACGUAGGAGAAAAAGGACACGAGGAUAUAAUAAAACAGCUACUUGACAAGGGUGCCAACCCUAACGUGCAGCUGACCGGCUCGUACGGUAGAGAGUGA
Metarhizium robertsii ARSEF 23 is the source of this 681-nucleotide messenger RNA. RefSeq names its product HIT domain-containing protein. The transcript has a single exon. Gene Ontology annotation, molecular function: protein binding. The coding region runs from base 1 to 681 and encodes 226 amino acids. Lineage: Eukaryota; Fungi; Ascomycota; Sordariomycetes; Hypocreales; Clavicipitaceae. The record is from RefSeq and is a predicted model, not a curated record.